AUGCUCCAGUUCCUGGGCCGGGUUUCGGGGGGUCUGGGCGUGUGGCCGGGUCCCCGCGGCGCCCGCUCGUCGCCUGUCGGGGUGGGCUGCGGGGUUUGGUGUCUGCCGGGCCCAAGCCCCUUGGCCAGUACUUGUGCAGUCGUCCGAGUCCCUCAGACCUGGAGGUGUCAGCGGGCAUUUUCACAGCCACUUCUGUGCCGUCCCGGCAGGCAGUGGGUGAUCCUCGUGUUAAAGCUUUUGGGGCCCCAGGGGCUUGGUAGGCUCCCCUGUCCUGCCCCCACACCCCAGCCGGCCCUGCUGCUUGGAUUUACUUUUGGCAACGUGGUUGGAAUGUAUCUGGCUCAGAACUAUGACAUACCAAACCUGGCUAAAAAACUAGAAGAAAUUAAAAAGGACUUGGAUGCCAAGAAGAAACCCCCUAGUUCAUGAGGCGGACUCCAGCACUGCCUUCUGGAUAUACGGAUUCUGCUGUUCUUGAGGGCCUCCUUACCAUUUGAACCAAAAGCUUUUGUUUUGAAUUCCAGCCUCAACAAUUUUCCUGUUAGAUCCUACGUCGCUUGAGAGCAUAGAUGGGGCCACAAGUUAAGAACCACCCUUUUCCAACUUCCUCACCUCAUCCCUUCCUCCUUCCAGCCACUUGAGACGGCCUAAGACUGGAAUUAUGGUGCUAGAUUAGUAAAUGUGACCUUUAAUUUGUAGUCUCUCCUUUAUUCUUGGAAUUUCUACUCUUUUCUAAAGAAAAAUUGAUGAGUUUUAUAUAGCCGAUCAGACAUAAAUAAUGCUGAUUACACGGCUUAGCGAUUAUAAUGGGUGUUUUAAACAUUUGGUACUAAAUUAUGUCGUUUUAAAGUCAUUAAAAUUAAAGCCCAGAAGCCAGUUACUCCGGAAUUAUCCACUUAUUAUAUACUGUUGUCAGACAGCUCCAUAAGUGCUAAUUUAAUCAGUAAAUCAAUUUACUACUCAUUAACUGAGAAACUGUAUUCUGAGAACCCUGUCAGGAACUAGGGAGUUAGUUUAAAAAUGUAAAAUAAUGGCCCUUAUCCUCCGUAGAAUUCAUAGUCUAGUAUGCAUGUUUUUCCUUAAUCGUGUCUUUGAUUUGGCUCUUUUCCCUCAAAAGAAUCCUACUUAUCUUAGGGCAUUAUAGGUGCAUUUGACGUUACAUGAUGGAUAAAUGACAAGUUGUAAAGGAAAUUUUAUGCCUCUUGACAUUAAAAAUGUAUUUACAUUAUACCUUUAUAGUGAUUCUCAUGAGAAA
This is a messenger RNA of Callorhinus ursinus (northern fur seal), 1255 nucleotides long. NCBI's taxonomy places the organism in Eukaryota, Metazoa, Chordata, Mammalia, Carnivora, Otariidae. The record is from RefSeq and is a predicted model, not a curated record.